AUGGCCAAAGAGAAUUUCACAGCUGUUACUGAAUUUAUUCUUUUGGGACUGACAGACCACCCUGACCUGAAAAUUAUACUUUUUGUGUUGUUCUUGGUGAUUUAUGCCAUUACCUUGCUGGGGAAUCUGGGUAUGAUCUUCAUAAUCCAAAUAACUCCCAAGCUCCACACACCCAUGUACUUUUUCCUCAGCUGCCUUUCAUUUGUGGAUGCCUGCUAUUCAUCUGUUAUUGCACCGAAAAUGCUGAUCAGCUUCUUGGUUGUGAAGGAAACCAUCUCAUUCUCUGCCUGCAUUGUGCAACAUUUGUUUUUUGGGGUGUUUAUCACCACAGAAGGCUUCUUGUUGUCAGUGAUGGCAUAUGACCGUUAUGUGGCCAUUGUCAACCCUUUGCUUUACAAUGUAGCCAUGUCUAAGAGAACAUGUGUAGGGUUGGUCAUUGGGUCAUUCAUAGGUGGACUGAUUAACUCAUUGACACACACAGUAAGUUUAGGCAGAUUGUCCUUCUGUGGGUCCAAUGUUGUCAGCCACUUCUUUUGUGAUGUUCCCCCACUGUUAAAACUGUCAUGCUCUGAUACUACCAUGAAUGAAUUGUUGCUCUUAACUUUCUCUGGAGUCAUUGCCAUGGCCACCUUCUUGAUUGUGAUCAUUUCCUACCUGUUUAUUACUGUUGCUAUUCUGAGGAUCCGCUCAGCAGCAGGCAGACAGAAAGCCUUCUCCACCUGUGCCUCCCACCUGACUGCUGUGACCAUAUUCUAUAGUACUUUAAGCUUUAGCUACAUCCAGCCAAGUUCCCAGUAUUCUGUGGAGCAGGAGAAGGUGGUGUCUGUGUUCUAUACACUAGUGAUUCCCAUGUUAAACCCACUUAUUUACAGUCUGAGGAACAAAGAGGUAAAGGCUGCUGUGAAAAGGGCCAUCAAAAUGACACAUUUCACUUGUUAA
Nyctereutes procyonoides (raccoon dog) is the source of this 939-nucleotide messenger RNA. RefSeq names its product olfactory receptor 1052-like. Gene Ontology annotation, biological process: G protein-coupled receptor signaling pathway; sensory perception of smell. Gene Ontology annotation, cellular component: membrane. The transcript has a single exon. Gene Ontology annotation, molecular function: olfactory receptor activity; G protein-coupled receptor activity; odorant binding. Lineage: Eukaryota; Metazoa; Chordata; Mammalia; Carnivora; Canidae. The coding region runs from base 1 to 939 and encodes 312 amino acids. The record is from RefSeq and is a predicted model, not a curated record.